Cercospora beticola is the source of this 2331-nucleotide messenger RNA. RefSeq lists its product as uncharacterized. Gene Ontology annotation, molecular function: monooxygenase activity; oxidoreductase activity, acting on paired donors, with incorporation or reduction of molecular oxygen; iron ion binding. The record is from RefSeq and is a predicted model, not a curated record. NCBI's taxonomy places the organism in Eukaryota, Fungi, Ascomycota, Dothideomycetes, Mycosphaerellales, Mycosphaerellaceae.
AUGCACAUCCUUGACCACAUCAAGAGCUGGCCAUUCCUCCGUCGCCUCUUGUCCAAGGUGCCAGGACCUUUCCUUGCGAAGUUCACGCGUCUCUGGAAGGUUUGGCACCUCCUGCGAGGCACAUACAGAGCCAAGCUGCAACAGCUGCACGCCCUCCACGGACCAUUGAUUCAAGUCGCGCCACGCGAAUUCAGCUGGCAGUUCUUCAACACCAAAGAGGACACGAAGAGCCUCCGUGUCCUAGAGAAACAACCGUCGCCAGUGUCCAGUAUAGUUGAAAACACGGCAGCGCGCUCGCUGCGCAAUUGCUUGCAAAUGGAGAGACUGAACCAUAAUGAGCAAUUGAUCGAUGCGUGCAACGCUCUCUUUCGGUGUGUCCUGCAAGAUGCGGCUCAGAAGCAGGCGCCGGUCGAUCUGGCCAAUCUGCUCACUCGCUACGCCUUUGAUGUCAUGUUCUCUGUCACUACUGGCGAGCGCGCUGGUUUUAUCGACAAAAUUCCAAACGCAAACAAGAUCUACAGUAAGCUGGAAAGCUGGAAGUUCUACUCUGUGCUCUAUGGCUCAUACCUUCGUUACCACCCAUUCCUCAAGGCACUGCUUCCGAUCAUCCGCUGUCGCAGUCAAGGUCAGGACGCCUUCGAUCCAGUGCUGGAGGUUCUGGGCCAGAGCAUACCCGCAGAGCCUGCUUGCACACAGGCGCGCGAAGAUGGCCUUGCCGGCUCAGACGAGCACAAGCUGGCUUGCGUGGGCGGUCUAGAAGCCCGCACAGCGCUAGCCAUUGCAGGUGCCGACUCAGCCACGUCUCUUUCACUGGCAGUCCUUAAGCAUGUCGGUGCGGACGAGGAGCUCCAGCACCUCUUGCUUGCUGAAAUGACUGUGGCUGGUCUCACCAGCCAUGCUAGCUUUCAGGACCUUGCCCGCCACAAGCUACACAUGCCUCGCACAAACGCACUUAUCCAGCAUCAUAUGCGCAUCCUGGGACUUCACGAUAUCGGCCUAAGUUAUGUCAGUCCAGAAGGCGGAUUCAAGCACGAUGAGAACAUCAUCGAAGCCGGACACACCGUGCAUGUGACCUCGAACGACAGUGGCUUUGCUGAAGUCGAUAUUGGCAGCUUCCAAGCACUUGACUCUGCUUUGGUACCAGAGAUACAGAGACACCUACCAGCUUACAACCUGUGGACACAAGACCAUUCGCUCGCCGAUUGCCACUACCUGUUGGUUUCGAAGUUACUGGCAGUGACUCUGCAGAACUUCAGUAUCACAAGCGUGAGCAAAGGCGUGCAAGUUACCGUCGCUGACAGAGGCAACGAGGAGAGUGACAAUAUUCUGUCAUCGGAUGGGAAGUCCGAUUCUGAAGUCGACAAGAUCUCCGAUGUCACGAGCUACGAGGGAAACAGCAGCAGUGGUGCCAGUGAUCUGCAGUGCAAGAUCACUAUUAGUCCAUCGAAUAUGGACAUUCUGGGCGAGAACUUUGGCCCUGCUGUCACUGACGAGCUGUUUCGGUUGUUCGAUCCCAACUCAAAGUCGGCCUACGGAUACGAUGUGCUGAGAGUUGGCCCCGUGAAGCAUUCAGUUGCGCGUUUCAUGGUGCACAAAGCUAUUCGCGAGAUCUACGGAGAUCGGUUGAAGCACCCGACCGACAUGGACGAUAUUAUCAACAUCGCUGGCGAGAAGACUCGGAUGAAGGUCAACAAGCAUGGGCGUAAGAAGAUCCGUUACCCAGUCAUUCGGCCGUGGUACAAGGAUGGUAUUGAAGGCCGUCGGCCGCGACCAGUGAACCAGAAAUGGGGCGGUUGGGCUACUCAAGAGCACCAAAAGUCAAUGGAUGCUCAAUCCGAAGAAAGCUACCUGAGGCAACAGCAGGCCAACUUGGUGGCCGAUGCCUCUUGUGCUAAGGCAGAGCCUCCAAAACCUACCAUCUUCAAAGAGACCUACAAGCAGACCGGAGCUUCUAACGGCACCGGUCCACGAAAGGUCUUGCGUGUCGAGACUACCAUCCACGACGGCAAUGGCAGCAUCACGACCAGCAGCGACGGCGUGCUGCUUGACCAAGAAGUCAAGGCAAAGGUCGAACCAGCUCCAACUACCCGUCCAGAGGGCUGGGUUCCGCCACACAUGCGCGCUCGACUUGAGCGUGAGCGUCAUGCAGCUGAAGCUGCCGCUGCGGCUGAACUGGCUUCACACACUCCACUGCCUGCUUCACCAGAACUCGGCUCGGCUACCCCAACCUCGAGCAACGACUCGCCUCGCUCUUCUUCCAGUAUUGACAGAACUGACUCGCCGCUCGAUCCAUUAGCACCAGAGUUCACCUUCGACCGUCACUCGAAAUGA